AUGGACAACAUUUCAUUGAUUGCAGUCACGGCCUUCACAACAUUCUGCUUCCUUCUCGUUGCAUAUUAUAGCCUGUAUCCAAUCGAUCCGCAAAUCAUCCCCUCCCCUCUUCACAUCAUUGCUUCUCUCCCCGAAGAAGAGGUUCAAAAGCUACCUUACCAACCCAACUGUUUCCCAGGUGCCCGUGACGUGGAGACCGAAUACGGCUUCAUCCGCGUCUACGAAUGGGGACCAGAGACAGGGCCAAAAGUCGUUCUGAUCCAUGGCAUGUCCACUUGUACAAUGACCCUGGGGCCUAUAGCUGAAGCUCUAGUCUCACGAGGUUGUCGGGUUUUACUUUUCGACCUCUUUGGCCGGGGGUAUUCAGAUGGCGUCGGCGACCUUCCUUACGACAUCCGCCUUUACACGACCCAGGUUCUGCUCGUGCUGGCUUCUUCUCCACUUUCAUGGACAGGUUCCAACUCUUUAAGAGUGAUUGGUUAUUCACUCGGUGGAGCUAUCGCUGCCUCUUUUACCGUUACCUUUCCUCACAUGGUCUCAAGCCUGAUUCUGCUCGCUCCAGCUGGACUCAUCCGCUCAACCGAUUUAGGUUUAACCUUCUGGUUCUUAUUCAAGUCAGGUCUCGUACCAAAGCGUGUAUUGCAUACCUUGAUGCGUGGUCAAUUGCGAAGCACUGCAAACAGCGGUCGGAUAGAAGAGCAACAUUGCUUCCAUCAGAAGAAUGAAGAAAAACCUACCGAUCUCGGGACCACCAGUCAAAGCGUCAACAAGCAAUCACUUCAAGAGCGAACGGCCGCGUAUAUGCCAUGGAUAGUGGCGCAUCACCGCGGCUUCGUCCCCGCCUUUACGUCCUGUGCGCGAUUCUCGCCGUUGACGAAUCAGCAGCGGGUCUGGCGUGCGCUAGGGAAGCGAAAGAUGGGCAGCACAGCGGUGAUAAUUGGUGAUGCAGACGAAUUUGUCAACGCUGCAUGGUACGAGAAGAAUGGGCUGCCACUGCUCGGAGGCAAAGAGCAUGUAGUGUGGAAGGUCUUGCCUGGCAGCCACGACUUUGUGAUGACUGCGCCAGAGCUAAUCAUGCGUGAGAUCGAUGUGCUCUGGGGGUUGCCUGCGUAG
Molecule: messenger RNA, 1113 nt
Organism: Colletotrichum higginsianum IMI 349063
Lineage: Eukaryota; Fungi; Ascomycota; Sordariomycetes; Glomerellales; Glomerellaceae
Product: Alpha beta hydrolase family
Exons: 2
Coding region: 1-1113 (370 amino acids)
Source: RefSeq, a predicted model, not a curated record